UUCGAUAAUCAACGUUUGAAAACACUUAAAAAUUAUGGCGCGCGUAAUUUUAUUGUUGUCGCCAUAUUUGACGUUGGAGGACGCCAUUGAAGUGCAAAUAUGAACAAAAUCUGAAUUUUUAAGUUUAGAAUAGAAUUUUAUUUAUAAAAAUGCAUCUAACAAUCAAAAUAUUCCUGACAAUACUUAUUUUACAAUCAACCUUCAUGAACACUAUGGGUCAUCCUAGUCGCCGAAGUGAUCCAAAUUGUAACCCAGAACCAGAAGACAAAUGUGUCCAGAAGAUUAUCACAUUCCCAGUUUACUAUCCAGCAUUCUACUAUCCCGCGUUUUAUUUUCCACCAGCAAUAUUAUUCGGUUAAAUACGUUUGAAUUUAGAAUGAUGCAUUUCCUCAGCAUGCUUCUCCUAUCAGCAACAGUACACUGCUACCACCGGGACUAUGGGCCAAUCUUUGGUCCUUUCAAUCCAACAUACAUAGACCUGGUGACAGAAUGCACAGAGACUGACACACACUCCUGCUUAGUGAUUCCUACGAAGAAGAUUUGCAGGGAGAAGCUGGCAGUACCACUAAACCCUUGCCUACCACUUCCCUGGUGGUAUUUCUACUGUCAAUGGGUGGUGACUCUACCACCACCUCCUAAACCUAAGACUAGUACUGUGCACCCUUUUUAUAGGAAGACUUUAGAUGCUGUGUUGGAGUACAAGAAAGGUUUGAAGAAUAGGAAUAAUUUCUAUGAAUAAACAUUUUAUAAUAUAUAAUAUUCAUUUAUUUUUCUCAUUAUCAUUUA
Spodoptera littoralis (African cotton leafworm) is the source of this 786-nucleotide messenger RNA. Lineage: Eukaryota; Metazoa; Arthropoda; Insecta; Lepidoptera; Noctuidae. The record is from the annotation of a GenBank genome assembly.